CUACCGUUUUCUACAAAUUAUAAUUCACGCCCGAACAUGAUACCUUAUAUCAAUUACGCUCUUUCCCUCUUAUUCAAUAUCCAUGAAGAAUUCAAGUUCUAGAAUAAAUUUUAAUUAAAAUUUAAGGUCAUGUCUUUCAGGAAGAGAAACGCUGUGAUAAGCAGCUCCUCAUCGUCUCAGUCAGCGUCCUCAAGAACUGAGAAUGCGCCUAUUCCGGGAAUUCGACCAUCACCCCUCGAUGGACGACCAACGACUUCUACUGGGACUUCAUCGUUAGAUACUUUACUUGCUGGCCAUGCUGGAUUGCCUCUAGGAACUUCGCUUUUCAUCGAAGAGCAUGGUACCACUGAUUUUGCCGGGGUACUCCUUCGUUACUAUGCUGCUGAGGGGAUGGUCCAGGGCCACCAAAUUCAUGUCCUUGGUUUACAUGAGAGCUGGCGCCAUGAGCUUCCCGGGCUCUCAACGGACGAUAAGAAGUCACCAAGCAAGUCAGAGACGCCCUCAGAUGAUAAGAUGAAGAUAGCUUGGAGAUAUGAGAGUUUGGCGUCCGGAGGAGCUCCAAGAGACAGGAAUGCGCUUCAACGGCAAAGUAGUUCCUCAACAGGAGCUACUAUUUUUUGCCACUCCUUCGAUCUUACGAAGAGAUUGAACCCCACAGAUGCUAAGGGGCAGAUUGGAUUUCACCCAUCGAUGAGCUUACCGACUUUAUCUCGUCCAAAGGACCCAUCUUCUCCUUUUAAAAUAUUCAUCAAAGAUGUUACACAAAAACUGGAAAACUCGCCGCCUACGUGGGUACAUCGAAUUAUAGUGCCCAGCCUUCUAUCUCCGACGGGUUACUCCGGUUCGUCUGCGCGCCCCGAAGAAGUCUUGCAGUUCCUGCACGCAUUAAGAGCAUUGUUAAGACAGUAUCCCACUAAGCUCACGGCCAUCAUAACCCUACCGCUUUCUCUUUUCCCUCGGAGUACCGGACUCACACGUUGGAUGGAAUUGUUGUGCGAUGGUGUUUUCGAACUUAUCCCUCUUCAAUCCAGCGCUGUUCAUGCUCCACCUCCAUCUUCAAAAUCUGGCAGCAAAUCCGAAGAACAGACACAGGGUCUUCUAAAAGUGCAUAGCCUACCAAUUUUCCAUGAGAAAGGUGGUGGCUCCUCGGAAGGUUAUGCUGCUCAUGGCGAUCUAUCAUUCAGCUUAAGCCGAUCUAAGGGCUUGGUGAUAAAACCAUUCUAUCUACCACCGGUUGGAGAAGAUGAAGAAGAGAAAAAGAAGCCGGAUUCUGGUAAAGGAAGUAUGGAAUUCUAAAUACUUCCCAAAUCUAUCUGGGCAUCUAGGCAAUACGGGUCGCAUAUGUUGGGUACUAUACGGUGUGAAUAGCAUGGGGACCGUGCAUAACACUGUAUAACAGCCCCACAGCAUUGCCCAAAAUUCUCUGAACUUUUAAAAUUUCCGCGAAAAGUUUCUAAUUUUUCAACAUUCAUCAAGAGCAACAGAAUGUUGAUAAACUCUCAUCUGGAAAAAAUAUGAUCGUUACAUACACUACCUGCAUUAUAUUUAACAUGUUCCACAGCAUUUUGACUGAUGCA
Molecule: messenger RNA, 1577 nt
Organism: Hypoxylon trugodes
Lineage: Eukaryota; Fungi; Ascomycota; Sordariomycetes; Xylariales; Hypoxylaceae
Product: PAXNEB-domain-containing protein
Exons: 2
Coding region: 130-1296 (388 amino acids)
Biological process (GO): tRNA wobble uridine modification
Cellular component (GO): elongator holoenzyme complex; cytoplasm; transcription elongation factor complex
Source: RefSeq, a predicted model, not a curated record